AUGCCGUCCCUGAUAUUCACUCUCUCCCUCCUAGCAAUUCCUCCCCUGUAUCUCAUCUACAAACCCCCCCCGCUGCUAAUCCGCUACUUACAACGCCACUACCCCGAUAUCCUCUGGCAUGUCCCAACAUCCCCAACCACAGCCACCAACAACGAUUACUGUCCAUGCAAAUGCCCAUCCACAUGCACAUGCAGCAACACAACCAAUUCCAAAAGGGCUCUAAUAGCCCUAACAAUUGAUGAUGGGCCCAGCCGUUACACCUCUGAAAUCCUCCAAAUCCUCAAAGAUAACGAUGCGACUGCCACAUUCUUCGUCAUCGGCUCUCACAUCAGAGACACGGAUGGAGACGCGGAUGCAGAGGCAGAGACAGACACAGACCCUCAAAGAGAAACACUCCUCGAUCUCCUGCGCGCUGGUAACGAAUUAGCCAACCAUGCCAUGCACGAUGAGCCGUCAUGCCGUCUAUCUGAUGCAGAGCUGACAGCCCAGAUAAUGGCCGUAGAGCGCAAAAUAGGGCGUAUCUACGAUUCUGCAAACGCCAAUGACCCCGAUGCAUGUUCAUGCACCUCUUCUGAAAAUAAUCUUACUCCCUCUGCUGCUGCUACUGCUACUACUACUGCUACUGCUACUGCUGCUACUGCUACUGCUACUGCUACUGUUACUGCUACUGCUACUGCUGCUGCUACUGCUACUGCUACUGCUACUGCUACUGCUACUGUUACUGCUACUGCUACUGCUACUGCCACAUCCCCACCAUCAACCCGUUUAAUACCACCAAAAUACUUCCGUCCAGGCUCCGGCUUCUUCACCACGCGCAUGCGCCGCGUCCUGGCCACUCUGGACUACAGGCUAGUGCUGGGCAGUGUGUAUCCGCACGAUCCACAGAUUCCCUUUUGGAGCGUCAAUGCCUGGCAUGUACUGAGCAUGGUGAGGCCGGGUGCCAUCAUCGUCUGUCAUGAUGGGAGGAGCUGGACGGCGCCGAUGCUGCGGAGAGUGCUGCCAGUGUUGAAGAGGAGGGGGUAUCGGGUUGUUACGGUUACAGAGUUGUUGGGGGGGGGUGUAAAAGUGUUCUUAAGGGAGGGUGGUUUGGGUUUUGAUGAGACGGGGGGAUAG
This is a messenger RNA of Paracoccidioides lutzii Pb01, 1113 nucleotides long. RefSeq lists its product as hypothetical. The transcript has a single exon. Gene Ontology annotation, molecular function: hydrolase activity, acting on carbon-nitrogen (but not peptide) bonds. The coding region runs from base 1 to 1113 and encodes 370 amino acids. The record is from RefSeq and is a predicted model, not a curated record. Gene Ontology annotation, cellular component: membrane. Gene Ontology annotation, biological process: carbohydrate metabolic process.